UCCUGUUCCUGCCGCCGGGUGUUUCCGGGGCUGUUUUGUUGAUCUCUGCGCUUUUUCUGCGGAUUAAACUCACAAAUGUCGCAGUGACGGAGCCUCGGGGACGCGCGCUGCUCGUGCCAGUCUGGGCCAUGCUCUCUCUCCCACUCACUCUCAGCCAAUCAGAGCACAGCGGGCGGGACAAAUCUGGCAUGGCCCCACCUUCUGAGCUGCCCGUCACCCGAAACCCCGCCCCUCCACCGAUCCCUUUGGCCGAAGACCUGAACACCGCACUCCCAUUGGCCGAGGACCCGAACACCGUGCUCCCAUUGGCCGAGGACCCGAACACCGCGCUCCCAUUGGCCGAGGACCCGAAUAUCGCGCUCUCAUUGGCCGAGGCGUGGUCGCUCCCAGUCUCCUCCACUCCUCAGAUGCCUCCUCAGAUGUCUCCUCAGAAGCCUCCUCAGAUGUUUCCUCAGAUGUUUCCUCACACGGCUCCUCACAUGCCUCCUCACAACUCUCCUCAAAUGUCUCCUUGUUCGUCUCCUCCCUCCUCUCCUCACAUGUCUCCUCAGAUAUCUCCUCAGUUGCCGCCUGGGCCGUGCGUCCUUUGCUCCUCGAUGCUUCCUCGUCUCCUUUCCUCGCUCCUUUCCUUACACCAAAAAGAGAUGAAGCGUCUGAUUGGAGGAGCCAUGGCAACCUUUGACCAACGGCUGAGCGCUUUAGAGCGACGCCUAAACGAGGACAGAGGAAGUAAGGAGAGAGGAGGUGAGGACAGAGGAGGUGAGGACAGAGGAGGUGAGGACAGAGGAGGUGAGGACAGAGGAGGCGAGGACAGAGGAGGCGAGAGUUCGUCAUGGUCAGAGGAAGAGGAGCCAGUGGCAGGUCCAAGCCAAUCAAGUAAGAGGAGACGAAGGAGGGAAGAGAAAGAAACAAGGAGGAAACGAAGGAAGCACCAAUCAGAGCAGAGUGUGGUGUCUGAGAGCCAAUCGGACCAAAGCGCGAGGACUGCGGGCCAAUCAGAGCGCAGGGUGUGUGCUGUUGCCGGGCAGAAUGGGCUCCGGGCUCCUCUGCUGCUUCGCCCACAGUUCUCAUCAGUAUCCCAUGAUGCUCUGGGUUCAGUGGAGGCGUGGCAUUUCUCUGGCUCCACCCCUCGCUCCUAUCGCCAUGGUGAAGUGAGAGCGAUGAUGACGUGGCUGAUGACAGCGUCAGGCCACGCCUCCAGGCGACGGUUGCCGUGGCGCCUGUCGCUGGUUGCCGUGGAGACGGCAAUGGGCGUGUCCCUCAGUGAUGUCACAGUGGCUCCAGAGCGCCCCCUGCAGGACCACAGCGCUCCCCCGUACAUCAGCGCCGAGCACAGUUACGUGAGGUCAUCUUUGUUCAGUCUGGGGAUUUCCGCCCGGCGACAGCAAAGACAUAGAGCCAAUCACAGCACUCGCCGACGGCCACUCCCACUGCCUCCCAUGCCAACCAAUGGGCUCACAGUGUCACUGACAUCGGCCCAAUCAGCUGCCAGCGCUGAUCUGCCCGGCAACAAGAAAGACGUGAAUCACAAUGCAAAAGUGAAGAGAGUUUCUCAGAUCCGGAUUCGUCGAACUUCACCAAAAGAAACAAACCUCACCCCCCUGGGCCUCCCCAAAGUGAAACGUUUGAAGAAGAAAGAGUUCAGUUUGGAGGAAAUCUACACAAACAAGAACUACAGGUCUCCGUCUGCAAACAGCAGCAGUCUGGAGACCAUCUUCGAGGAGCCACGGGAGAAGGACGGAGCGCUGCUUCUGAUUGGUCAGCAGAGACGAAGACGCCUGCUGCACUUUCCUGAUUUCACCCAACCACGGAAGAGGAAACGCCCCACCCCAGGGGUGGGGCUGGUUGCCAUGGUGCCCAGGAAGCGGGCGGCAGCAAGACGUGGUUGCCGUGACGAUGACUGUGACUCAGACGUAAUGCUCCUGCAACGACUGAGCGCGCUCCACGACUUCCUCCAGCGCCAGGGCCUGGACCAGGACUCCUGAUGAAGACCCGGUUUAGACCCAGUUCAGACCUGGUUCAGACCCGGUUUAAACCCACUUUAGACCCGUGCUGUGUCCGAAUGUCUCCCUCUGCCCCUCACUCCUCAGCACCUCCCUCUGUACAUAGCCCCACCCACUGUACAUAGACCCUCCCUCUUUAUCAGACUAUAGAGCCUCAUUCACAGAUCACUACACUCGGGCCAUGUGACUCGGGCCGUGUGACUCGGGCCGUGUGACUCGGGCCGUGUGACUCGGGCCGUGUGACUCGGGCCGUGUGCCUCGGGUCGUGUGACUCUGAUAAACUUGAUUUGUGUCAUAAAUAAAGAUGAAGUUGGACUGAUCUUUAUGGACUAAUAAUAAUCUCACACAUUUAUGUCAAACUGGAUCUGACGUAAACAGUGUUCACAUUUAUAUUAACAACUCGAGCUAAAGGCUAACGCUAGCACCUUUACAUCAUAACUCUUUAUGAUCGGUCUGCUAACAGCUCGAGCUAAAGGCUAACGCUAGCACCUUUACACCGUAACUCUUUAUGAUCACUCUGCUAACAGCUCGAGCUAAAGGCUAACGCUAGCACCUUUACACCGUAACUCUUUAUGAUCGCUCUGCUAACAGCUCGAGCUAAAGGCUAACGCUAGCACCUUUACACCAUAACGGUUUAUGAUUGCUCUGCUAACAGCUCGAGCUAAAGGCUAACGCUAGCACCUUUACACCAUAACGGUUUAUGAUUGCUCUGCUAACAGCUCGAGCUAAAGGCUAACGCUAGCACCUUUACACCAUAACGGUUUACUUCAGUGUUUUCUUCAUAAUCAGGAUGUGUGUGAGAUAAACCUGAGCUUCUGCGUCGUUCAGUCGUGUUGUGUCCAGGUAAAGACCCGUCUCACUGGGGUUUUAGACUCUCCCAGUGCAUUGUGGGAUAUAUUGACUGGUCUAGUGACCAGUGCAGGACACUACUUUUCAAGGUGCAUUGUUGGAAAGUUUGGGUGCAGUAUUUAGUAGUAACUGGUGCGGACAUUUGGACACAGCCCCACGUUAGAUCUGGACCAGUUUAGACCUCCUUUAGACCUGGUUUAGACCCGGUUUAGACCCAGCUUUAAACCUGGACCAAUUUAGAUCCUUUCAGUCCUAGUUUAGUUCUAGGAUGGUCCCAGUUAGAAUGAUCCCCAAAAAAUAAUCUGUUGCACAGAAAAGUUAGCGGCCGGAUUUGAGCCGUCACUGGACCUGACCUCACUUCCUGUCCCCACUGAGAUCACUUCCUGUCCCUCGGCCCUGCAGCCUGUUGUCACGGAGGCGGCCUGAGCCAAUCAGCUGCUGCCGUCGUGUGUGCUGUUUUUGGUGUUUUUACAGUGUUUUAAGCGAGUUGAUCAUGUGACCCCUGAGCCCCGCCCACUCAUGUAAAUUACUCUAUUUUUGGAGGAAAUAAAAGUUUGUCACUUG
Messenger RNA from Periophthalmus magnuspinnatus, 3416 nucleotides. RefSeq lists its product as uncharacterized. The coding region runs from base 129 to 1985 and encodes 618 amino acids. Lineage: Eukaryota; Metazoa; Chordata; Actinopteri; Gobiiformes; Gobiidae. The record is from RefSeq and is a predicted model, not a curated record. The transcript has 10 exons.